Messenger RNA from Musa acuminata subsp. malaccensis (wild Malaysian banana), 1292 nucleotides. Its product is annotated as probable glycosyltransferase At5g20260. NCBI's taxonomy places the organism in Eukaryota, Viridiplantae, Streptophyta, Magnoliopsida, Zingiberales, Musaceae. Gene Ontology annotation, molecular function: glycosyltransferase activity. The record is from RefSeq and is a predicted model, not a curated record.
GCUGCCAUGGACAGGUCAAACUGGGGACUGUUGAAGAAGGUCUUGCCAAGGCUCGAGCGGCCAUUAAGAGGGCAGCGAUAUCUCGCAAUCGCACUUUCAGCGAAGCCCAGGAUUGGAUACCCAGAGGAGCUGUGUACCGCAAUGCUUAUGCCUUCCACCAGAGUUACAUUGAGAUGGAGAAGAGGUUCAAGGUGUGGAUAUACAAGGAAGGAGAGCCACCCAUCGCCCAUGACGGGCCGAGCAAGAAUAUCUACGCCAUCGAAGGCCACUUCAUCAUCGAGAUGGAGCGCGAGCGCAACCCCUUCGUAGCUCGCCAUCCCGCCGAUGCGCACGUCUUCUUCCUCCCAUUCAGCGUAGUCAACAUCGUGCACUUCCUCUACAAACCUAACGUCACCGAUUACCGGGGACCCCUGAAACGACUGAUAGCGGACUACGUCGCCGUCGUAGCUGAUAGGUACCCUUACUGGAACAGAAGCCUCGGUGCCGACCAUUUCAUGGUCUCCUGCCAUGACUGGGCUCCACACCUCUCGGAUGCGAACUCUGACCUUUACGAGAACUCCAUCCGGGUGAUCUGCAACGCGAACACAUCUGAAGGAUUCAAGCUGGGAAAGGACGUGACGCUGCCGGAAGUGCAUCUCCCCGGCGGCGAGCUCUCGCAGCCAGCUGCAAACCAGCUCCACAAUGAAAAGACGAUCCUCGCGUUCUUCGCUGGUGGCUCGCAUGGAUACAUCAGAGAGAUGCUGCUCCACCAUUGGGAAGGGAAGGAUGAGGAGGUGGUGGUGCACGAGUAUCUACCCGAGGGAGUCAACUACGACGAGCUGAUGAGCAAGAGCAAGUUCUGCCUCUGCCCCAGCGGGUACGAGGUGGCGAGCCCAAGGAUCGUGGAGUCCAUCUUCGUGGGAUGUGUGCCUGUCACGAUCUCUGUGGACUAUCCACUUCCCUUCUCUGAUGUGCUUGAUUGGAGAAAGUUCUCUGUGCAGAUACCGGUGGAGAAGAUAGCGGAGAUCAAGGCGAUACUGAGAGCGAUCCCGGAGAGUCGGUACAAGAAGUUGCAGAAGAGGGUGACGCAGGUGCAGCGGCAUUUUGUGGUGAAUCAGCCGGCGAAGAGAUAUGAUAUGAUCCAUAUGGUGCUUCAUUCGAUAUGGCUGAGAAGGCUAAAUGUGAGGCUUCCUUAUUGAUAUGGCACACAUUUUGGUGAAGAAAUAAUUCGAGGCAAUUAGUUCUUCCUCGAGUCAGCAUGAUAUGAACUUUAGUUGUGAAUUUUGGAAAUUUUAUACGUAUCUUUUAAUUAA